AUGAGUAAGGAAAACCCGCAACAUAACCUCAAUGAAGAUGCGGAUAAGACCAAGUACCAUUGUGCGCACUGUGACCAGCCGGAGAAUGACGAGUUGCAAAUGGCUUUCUGCGAUCAUUGCCAGAACGGCUACCACUACAGCUGCGUAGACGGUCCCACGACGGAAAAUGACGAUGAAGACUGGAUGUGCCCCCUGUGUCGAAAAUCCGAUACCGACAAUCCUGAUCCGGAAGAUGAAGAGAUUGCGGCAGCAAUAAAAGCAGUAGAGCUGGAGAGGGAACGUCAGCGGAACCGUCAGGCCCAGAAAUUGAAACUGGCCCAGAUGCAGAUGGAACUCGAAAAAGAGAAGCUGGAAAUGCAAUGGGACACUGAGAAGAAGAUUCUUGAGAUGAAGAUCAAGGCGGAAACUGACUUCAAUCGGAAUCACAAGGCCGAACGUAAGGAGUUACAAAAGGAAUUGAAAAAGUUGACCAAACAACGACUGCGGAAAGAGAAAAGUACGAAUAAAUCCGGUACCGUCGGGAAGAAAGAGGAAACGUCAAACCCUACAGAUUUCCGCGACGGGAACGUUAGUAAUUCAACUCCAAUUCUGCAAGCUGGUGCUUCAGAAACGCAGAUCAGGAAAACGAAAUUUAAGCAGGGAUCGGUAGUCUUCGGGGAAAAAAGUAAAACCUCAGUAGGGGAAAAUAGCAGCUUCGAGGCCGAAUCUGAAGACGGCAGUAGCGCCGAAUUAUCAGAUGAUAGCAGCAGUACCGAAUCGUCUGAGAACAGCAGUAGCACCGAAUCUGAAUCCGAAGAAAAGGGGUCCAAAAAGAAGAAGAGUGUUAGAGCAGGUCCAACAAAGGCGCAGAUGACCGCUCGUCAAUUCUUGUCUCGAAAGCUUCCCGCGUUCACCGGCCGCCCGGAGGAAUGGCCCAUAUUUUUCAGCAGUUAUCAAACAUCGACAAAAGCGUGUGGAUUUUCGAACUUGGAAAAUCUUGCCCGUCUUCAGGAGUGCUUGAAGGGUGCUGCCAGAGAUGCGGUCAGCAGUCGUCUCCUGUUGCCGGAUGCCGUGCCUCAAGUAAUGGAGACGCUGCGUAUGUUGUACGGACGUCCUGAGCAGCUUUUAAAUACGCUUUUAACGAAAGUGCGGAAGGCUGAUCCACCGAAAUCGGACAAGCUGUCGUCGUUCAUCACCUACGGGGUUCUCGUCCAACAGCUCUGCGACCACCUCGAAGCUUCGAAAUUGAUGGACCACUUAGUGAACCCGAUGCUCAUUCGGGAACUAGUGGAUAAGCUGCCAGCGAGCACGAAAAUUGACUGGGUACGGUAUAAACGGCAAGUGACAUCGGUGACGCUGAGGACAUUGGCAGAUUUUCUGUCAGAUUUAGUUUCCGCUGCAAGCGAAGUGGCUAACUACUCGGAAACGUCACCACAGGCCAGUGGUGGUAAAACGGGAAAGCCAAAGAACAACAAGGGUAAAGAGCAAGAGAGCUACGUUUACACGCAUAGCGGGUCUGAAGUUGCCGCUCAAAACAAAAAACCGGAACGUACACCGUGUGCGAUGUGUGGAGAAACCAAUCAUCGAUUGCGGAAUUGUGAUAACUUUCGCAAACUCAGCGUACCACAACGGUGGGAAGCGGUUAACAAAUGGGAGCUGUGUCCAAUAUGCCUCAAUGCUCACGGAAAAGCGAAGUGUAAGCUGAAUAUUCGCUGUACCGCAGAAGGUUGCUCGGAACGCCACAAUAGACUACUGCAUCCUGCCGAGUUUCAGUCAAGCUGUAACACCCACAGCGCUUUAUCCAAGGAUUCGAUCCUGUUUAGAAUGGUGCCGGUUAAGAUAUUCAACGGGAAUAACAACGUUUCGACAGUGGCGUUUCUAGACGAGGGGUCUUCGUAUUCGUUAGUGGACAGUUAUUUGACCAGAAAACUGCAGUGCAACGGUAUCACCCAACCGCUCCGUAUAACGUGGACCGCAGGGGUUUCUAGACUGGAGAAGGAUUCGCAAAAAAUCCAGCUGACGAUCUCAGCUACUGGAUCGAAUGAAAGGUUUAUCUUGCAGGAUGUACACACCGUAAACAACCUGAAGUUGCCGACACAGGCCAUGAGUUUCGCUGACGUAGCCGGAAAGUAUCGUCAUCUGGAAGGGUUGCCAGUGACCAAUUACGCUGCAUCUGCACCAUUGCUUCUGAUUGGACUCAAACAUAUCGAGCUUUUCGCCCCGUUGGAAUCUCGCGUCGGUCAACCAGGCGAACCGAUUGCCGUGCGCUCUAAACUUGGUUGGACGAUCUACGGACCGCAAGACUCAACGCAAGGUGAGGGAUUUCUAGCACAACACUCGUGUGCUGAAUUAUCGAAUGCAGAGCUACACGAUCUUCUCAAGUCACAGUACACCAUCGAAGAAAAGGGCUUCUCGGCGGAUUUGAUGCCGGAAUCAGACGAUGAUCGAAAAGCUCGGGAAAUGCUGGAGGAGAAAACUGUUCGCGUCGGCGAUAGGUUCAUGACUGGACUGCUGUUCAAGGAAGACAACCCAACGUUUCCGGACAGCCUACCGAUGGCACUGCGGCGCAUGAAGAGCCUGGAGAAGAAAAUGUCGAAAAACCCUAAGUUGAAAGCUGCAGUGAAACAACAAAUAAUCCAGUAUCUGGAAAAAGGCUACUGUCAUAAAGCAACGAAGGAGGAACUGGCAUCUGUAAUCCCUGGCAAGGUUUGGUACUUGCCGUUAAACGUUGUUGUCAAUCCGAAAAAAGACAAGAUUCGCUUGGUAUUGGACGCGGCGGCCGAAGUGAAUGGUGUGUCGCUCAACUCCAAGCUCCUGAAAGGGCCGGACUACUUGGCCUCUCUACCAUCCGUGAUCGCCAAAUCUCGGGAGUUUCUCAUCGGAUUUGGAGGUGACAUCCGUGAGAUGUUUCACCAGCUCAAAGUUCGACCGGAGGACAGACUGGCGCAACUGUUUGUAUUUGGAAACGAAAUCUACGUGAUGGAUUGUGUCAUUUUUGGAGCCACCUGCUCUCCUAGUAUGGCAAUGUUCGUGAAAGACAAGAAUGCUCGGGACUACGCUGAACAGUUCCCAGAAGCUUAUGAUGCAAUCGUCCACAAGCACUAUGUGGACGAUUACUUCGACAGCGCGGACACUGUCGAAAAGGCUGUCCAGCGGGCAAGCGAGGUAAGAUUCGUUCACUCUAAAGGCGGUUUCGAAAUCAGAGGCUGGGUGUCAAAUUCUCUGGAAUUCCUGGAACGCAUGGGUGAAACGGAGGAGAAACAAGCAAUUCAUCUCGACUCGGCUAAUCCGGAACGCGUUUUGGGGAUAGUGUGGAACACAAAGGACGACGUCUUCGCAUUUACAACCAAGAUGCGCGACUCGUUAAUGCCAUACCUGUACGAUGGAAAGGUCCCUACGAAACGCGUAGUGCUUAGUUGCGUCAUGAGUCUCUUUGACCCGCUAGGACUAUUGGCGCCGUUCACAUUUUUUGCGAAAGUGCUGAUCCAGAUCCUCUGGAGAAAAGGCUGCGAAUGGGACCAAGUCAUCGACGGAGAAGCGCUGGAGGGUUGGAAACGGUGGACGAGCUAUUUGGGAGCUGUAGAAGUGGUAAAGAUACCGCGGUACUACUUCGGCGACGGUCUUGCUCUCGACUACUCAACGCUGCAGCUGCACAUUUUCGCAGAUACAAGCGAGAAUGCCUACGGCUGCGUAGGCUACUUCCGCAUCUUAGCUGGGGAGGUCCCUCGAUGUGCGUUGGUGCAAGCAAAAUCAAAAGUCGCACCGAUCAAGCAAGUGUCGAUCCCGCGGCUGGAAUUGAUGGCGGCCGUACAAGGAAUUCACGCACCGUUCACUCAUGGGUUGUUUCCGAUCAAAGAAAAUAUAAGGCUUUCGUUGCAUUUCGGAUUGGAGAGAUUAUCAGCCGGUCGCGGCCAUCAGAGUGGCGGCACUAAACUGAAUGUUGCGGACCAACUAACGAAAUGGAGCAAUGGUCCGAAGCUUGAUUCAAACAGUUCUUGGUUGCGGGGUCCGCAGUUUUUGUACAAACCAGAAGCUGAGUGGCCAUUACAGCAAUUCAAAAAACCGAAUGUCGAAGAUGAGAUGCGAGCAACAUUCCUGCUACACGACGUCGAAGUACAAGGUCAGUUGGUGGACAUAUCCAGAUUUUCUAAGUGGAACGUGCUUAUCAGAACGCUGGCAUGCGUAAAUAGGUUCAUCAACAAUCUGCGAGCGAAACGACAAGGGAAGGUGAUAGAAGUUGUUCCAGCACCGCCGAAAAUUAAAGCAUUAGUACUUAGGAAGGUAUCGGCUAUCGAGAAGCCGAUCGACCGCGAAGAACAUCAAGUAGCAGAAAGAGCGUUGUUGAAGUUGGCACAAGUGGAGGCAUAUCCGGACGAAGUGAGAACUUUGAUGAAGAGUCGUCAAACAAAAUGUUCAACCGGAGUGAGUCUGGAAAAAAGCAGUCUUCUCUACAAGCUGUCACCGAUACUGGAUGAGUUUGAUGUAAUACGAAUGGAAGGACGGUUGGCCACGGCGGAUUUCCUACCCUUCGAACUGCGUUACCCGAUAGUGUUGCCAAGGGGCCAUCAGAUCACACGUAAACUUCUGGACCAUUAUCAUCAAAAGUUCGGCCAUGCAGGACGGGAGACGGUCACCAACGAAGUGCGACAGAGGUUCUGCAUUCCGCAUCUUCGAGCCGAAAUAAAGAAGGUGAUGGACAGUUGCAUGUGGUGCAAAAUUAAGAAAUGCAAACCUGACACACCGAGAAUGGCACCGUUACUAACACAACGUAUAACGCCCAAUCGUCGUCCGUUCAGCUUUAGUGGAGUCGACUUCUUCGGUCCCCUGGAGGUAACCGUCGGUCGGCAUGUGGAGAAACGAUGGGUGGCGUUGUUCACAUGUCUCGUUACCAGAGCAAUCCACCUAGAAGUGGCCCAUAGUUUGUCAAGCCAGUCCUGCUUGAUGGCAAUAAGACGGUUUGCAUGUCGACGGGGAAUGCCAGCGGAGUUCUUCUCAGACAACGCGACCAAUUUCGUAGCUGCGAGUAAAGAGGUGAUGAGGAACAUCGUGAUGAGCUGUAGUGAAGCGUUCACGGACGCAAGAACUAAAUGGAAUUUCAUUCCACCAGCGGCCCCCCAUAUGGGCGGGGCCUGGGAGAGAAUGGUUCGAUCUGCGAAGGGGGCUUUAGCGGCAUUGGACGACGGAAGAAAACUCACCGACGAAGUAUUGCUGACGGUUCUGGCUGAGGCGGAAGAUGCGAUCAACUCUAGACCGCUAACAUAUAUGCCGCAGGCGCCGGAUACGGUGGAGGCUUUGUCACCGAAUCAUUUUCUGCGAGGUUAUCCAUCAGGAGGAACAGAGUCGUACGUUAUCCCCGCGAACAAAGCAGAAGCAUUACGGGAUGGUUACAAGCGGUCCCAGUGGUUGGCGGACAAGCUAUGGCAGAGAUGGUUGCUGGAGUAUUUGCCGCUCGUCAACAAGCGUACGAAGUGGUACACAGAUCAUGAACCGAUCAAAGUCGGCAUUGUGGUCUAUCUGGCGGACAACGAAAAUAGGAAGACGUGGAUCCGGGGAAUCGUCGAGCAAGUCAUAAAAGGCAUCGACGGGCGCGUCAGACAGGCGAUUGUACGAACAACCAACGGAGUCUUCAAACGUCCAGUGGCUAAGAUAGCGGUGCCUGAAAUUGAAAGCUGUAAGUCUGGCUCCAAUCCGGAAUCUACACCAGAAUUACGGGGCGGGGCUGUUGCGGCACCACUGGGCGCACUGCCGGACGCCCUUAGCGCUCCCCAGCUGUGA
Messenger RNA from Wyeomyia smithii (pitcher-plant mosquito), 5754 nucleotides. RefSeq lists its product as uncharacterized. Gene Ontology annotation, biological process: DNA integration. The record is from RefSeq and is a predicted model, not a curated record. The transcript has 2 exons. Lineage: Eukaryota; Metazoa; Arthropoda; Insecta; Diptera; Culicidae. Gene Ontology annotation, molecular function: nucleic acid binding. The coding region runs from base 1 to 5754 and encodes 1917 amino acids.